Cylindrotheca closterium is the source of this 1287-nucleotide messenger RNA. NCBI's taxonomy places the organism in Eukaryota, Bacillariophyta, Bacillariophyceae, Bacillariales, Bacillariaceae. The record is from the annotation of a GenBank genome assembly.
AUGAAGCUUUCUUUCGUUCUUGCCGCAGCCAUGGCUGCUACUGCCUCGGCCUUCGCGCCCAGUCCCAUCUCCUUCAAGUCAUCUGGCUUGAACAUGGCCGAAGAGCAAUUCGACCAAGAACAAUUCAUUGCUGAAUCCAAGGAAAUGCGAUUGAAGCAUUUGGAGGAACAAGCCAUGUUUGCUCUUAAGAUCGCUUGCGAGAACUACGAAGGAGCUGUCUUUCCCAAUGCUAUGAUUGCUGGUGAUGUCGUUAUCACCCACCUUUUGCACCGCCUUGGUUACCUCGAGGACGGAAAGUGCAAGGUCAUGGUUGUUGAUACCUUCCACCUUUUCCCUGAAACCAUGGAAUUCUUGAAGGAAAUCGAAGAGUUCUACAAGUUCAAAGCCGAAGUUUUCUGUGCUGAGGGAAUCCCAGUUGGAGACAAGGCUGCUUACGACAAGCGUUACGGAGCCGAUCUCUGGAAGGAGAACAUCGAAGAAUACGACCGUGUUUGCAAGGUCGAACCCUUCCAAAGAGGACUCAAGACUCUCAACACCAACUGCAUGAUCAACGGACGCACCAGAUGGCAAGGAUUCGAACGUGCUUGGAUCGAUCAAUUCGAAAACGCCCCCAUUGGUGGAGGACUUGCCAAGUGCAACCCAAUCGCCUACUGGACUUUGGAAGAUACUUUCGACUACAUCGCCAAGUACAACGUUCCCCACCACCCAUUGCACGCCAAGGGAUACCCAUCUAUUGGUGAUGCCAAGGACACCAUCCCAAUCCCAGAAGACGGAUCCACCAAGUUCGUUGACCUCAAGUUCGAGGGAGACAAGACCGCAUGGCUCGACUAUGCCUCUGAGCGUAAGGGACGUUUCGUCGGUUUGGCCAACGCUGAUGGUUCCACCAAGACCGAAUGCGGUAUCCACGUUGAUGGUGCUGAGAAGACUUGGGACCGUGAUUUGUGGGAGACCGAUAGCUCAAAGGUCAAGAAGCUUGAGACCACUGAUGCUGCCAUCGAAGUGAAAAGUUCUGGAAAGCCAUCUGUCAUGGUUGUCUACGCUCCUUGGUGCCAAUUCUCCCAAAAGAUGGAAGAAGAAUUCGAAAAGUUCGCCGAGGAAGUCGGUGGCGACGUUGAUAUCUACAGCUUCCGUGGUGAUGAAGAGAGAGAUUUCGUCCAAGAAAACUUGAACACCAAGUCCUUCCCCACCGUCAACGUCAUCAAACCUGACGGAACUGCUGUCAAGUACGAAUCUGAAGUCCGCACUGUUGACGCUUUCAAGAAGUUCAUGGAUGAGACACUUGCCUAA